This is a messenger RNA of Vicia villosa (hairy vetch), 642 nucleotides long. RefSeq lists its product as uncharacterized. The transcript has a single exon. Bases 1 to 642 code for a protein of 213 amino acids. The record is from RefSeq and is a predicted model, not a curated record. NCBI's taxonomy places the organism in Eukaryota, Viridiplantae, Streptophyta, Magnoliopsida, Fabales, Fabaceae.
AUGGAUGUGCCUAAUACUGCUUCCUGGAUUUUCAAGAAUAUUCUUAGUGCUAGAGAGCACAUUGCAGGUAUGCAGGAGCAUUGGGAUAAAAGCAUGGUGGUAAACAAAUUUCAAAUGAGCAAGAUGUAUCAUGGGUUGUAUCAACAUGAGCCUAAUGUUGCGUGGCACUCUAUUCUGAGGAGGAAUUUAGCUAGGCCUCGAGCUGUGUUCUUCCUCUGGCUUGCCUGCCACCAGAAAUUGGCUACAAAGUCGAGACUUAAGAAGAUUGGAAUAGAUCUAGAUCCUAUUUGUUGCUUCUGUCACGAAGAGGAGACUCAAGAGCACCUCUUGUUCUGUUGUAAACCUAUGUUUGCUAUUUGGCAGGAUAUUCUUCUUUGGAUGGGAGUGACCCGUACCCCUAUGCACUGGCAGGUUGAAAUUGAUUGGAUUGUGAGAUAUUGUAAUGGCAAGGGCAAAAAAUGUGGGAUCAUGAAGAUGGCUGCAGCAGAAACCAUUUAUUUUUGCUGGAAGUAUAGAAAUGACUCUUGUUUUGGGGAGUCAUAUGAUAGAAAUAUAGUUGUAGAUAACAUCAAAAAUAUGGUCAUACAUAGAGGUUGGCAAAGUAGGAAGUAUAGAGAGAGUGUGGCCCAAUUAUUGUUGUAA